AUGAGUUCUUUGCAUUUUUGUACUCCUCAGUCUGCUGCAAGCUUCCUGUUGGACCGGUAUUCUCGCUUCCCACAUGUUCACGCCUUAAAAUCACAUUUUAUCUCAAAAGCUUUCAGUUUAUGAUUCAUUCAGACGUUAUUCUCCACAAACAUCUCAGAGAGUUAACAGCAACUCCAACUCAUCUCCAGGAAGAAGUGGCUUUUAGCAUUUCUGAAUCACAUUCAGCUCUUUGCUGCAGGAUAUUAAACACUGAGAUUUUCAACAGAGUGUGAAUGAUGUGAGGAGUUCAGCUGGAGGUGUGAAACUGCAGCAACCUCAGUCUUACAGAUCGUUGAGCCAGAGAAGCAGGUGAACUGUGGUUCCCAGAAUGCCAGAGCAGAGUAAUGACUACCGGGUGGUGGUGUUCGGUGCCGGCGGGGUGGGGAAGAGCUCGCUGGUGCUUCGGUUCGUGAAAGGCACCUUCAGAGACACCUACAUCCCCACAGUCGAGGACACCUACAGACAGGUGAUCAGCUGUGAUAAGAGCGUCUGCACGCUGGAGAUUACUGACACAACAGGAAGUCACCAGUUUCCCGCCAUGCAGCGUCUGUCUAUCUCCAGAGGCCAUGCCUUCAUCCUAGUGUACUCCAUCACCAGCCGCCAGUCACUGGAGGAGCUCAAACCCAUCUAUCAACAGGUUUUGGCCAUUAAAGGCAGCGUGGAAUCCAUUCCCAUCAUGCUUGUGGGCAACAAAAGUGAUGAAACGGCUCAGCGUGAGGUGGAGAUGAAGGAAGGUGAGGCUCAGGCGGCUGCCUGGAAGUGUGCCUUCAUGGAGACGUCGGCCAAGACGAACACCAACGUCAAGGAACUGUUCCAGGAGUUGCUGGCCCUAGAGAAGAAGCGGGACAUGAGCCUGAGCAUCGACGGGAAACGGUCGGGAAAACAGAAACGAGCUGACAAGCUGAAGGGAAAGUGCAGUGUCAUGUAGAGCAGCUGGCAGCUGCAGAGGACUCACUGCAGAGGACUCAGACUUUAGAGUCUGUCUGAAUGCUAGAGCCCAAAUGAACAAAAUGACUAAUAACUUAGAAUGGAAUCUGGAAUAUUUGAAUAUUUAUAUCAAGACCUUGGGCUCCUAUUGGCCCCGACAUGGAUUGUGUAUAUGGUCUAAAGUAUUUGUAAAAAAAGAAACAAACAAAAAAUCUUUUUACACACUCAACUAACUCCUGCCACUAUUAACAAUUACAUGAGUAAGGAUACUUCACUAAUGUCAUUGUAAAUGUUGAGCCAAAAAUCAGUCAGAUUAUGGUUAAGCUCGAGUUUGUUCCAGCAGUUCCUACAGGACCAACCCAACUGGUCCUGACAGCUUUCUUUUAAAGAUGAGCUUAUUUUCAGCUCAUUUUGUUUCUGGGACUCGACAAAAUUAGACUUGCAUGAUUCUUAGUUCACAGAAACUCCUUCCUUAUUGUAUACUGGCCCUUUAUAGAGCCCCUCAAUUCUGUCUAAAACCAGCUCUCUCAUCCAGGGUUUGUAAAGGUCCCUUUCUCUCCGAGUCCUUUGUGUGAAUUGGCCCAUUGUUGGAAGCCUGCCGAGGGGCAGCAUGCAAUGCUUGUGUGCAGAUGACUGUGUAAACAAAAAGAAAACAGUUAAAAACCAAACACACACACAGACAACAACCUUGGGUGGACUUAAAGAACUAUAGCCUUCACAGGGUCACCUGUGCAGCCAGGUGAGCUAUAGUAGUACCCUGGAUAUCAAUUAAUUUAACAUGACCUCCUACAACACAAGAUGGUACAUCUCAAGGAGUUUAUCCCGAUAAAUACAUGUUGAAAUGUUUAUGUAACGAAGUAAGAAAAAGCAGAGUAGUUCCCUUGUAAGACUUUAUUUUUCGGCAUGCUGCUUAAAAUAGUGGAAAUAAAACCACGGCAGCAGGCUUCACACUUAAGCUAAGUUUAAGUACACAACCAGAAAGCACUUGUUUUUAAAUGAAGCACUAAUUAACUAUUAACCAUUAGCUCAAUGAUGCGACUCAUUUGGCAUGCUUUCACUUGUCCGUCUUUGACAUUCUAGCAACAUGCAAUGAUGAGCAAGAAACCCAGGAACUGGAUGGAACAUGUUGGCAUGCUAAAUCUGAUGUUGCAGAAUAUGAACUCAGUGAUACUACAUUUACUUUAGUCAUCUGUAUGACAUGCUCAACACUAGUAUUUGGGGCUGUCAGGUUUGCUAAAACAUGCUAGCAUGCUAAUAUAUUAGGCACUUAGCUUCCCAAAAAGAACAUUUGCGGCUGCUUGCUGCCCCCUAGUGGCAGAGGGGAGCAUGGUUUUAAGUUUUUGAAAUCCUGUGGCACUCUUGAUUGGCUGCCUCAGGACUAUUCAUCACAUAUAUACCAGACAUUUAUUCUCCGUCCUGCAGAUAAGACAGAAAAAUAAUUAAAUAAUCCUUUAUCUAAGAAGUCUAACAGCUUUUCUAUUGUGAUUCCCUCCUUGGUGGUCGUGGCUGUUUUUUAUCUUGGAGCUCAGCUUCCUGCUGUCAUUAGAAGAUCUUCAACAUGCAAGCUAACAGUGUUUAGCCUCUGAACUCUCAGCUGACGGACUGCAGUGGAAACAGCAGAUGCUUUCACCUUAACUCAGCAGGAAACUACAAAACAGCUUCAGUGAUUUUCCAGCUGGCCUUUUGCACUGUUUUCAUUUUCAUCAAACACACUGAAAACAAAACAUUGUUAGCAUUAACAGGGAGGUGCAGAGAAGCAUGAAGCUACUGUACAUCUGAUGUAAAGGAACAGUCCAAAAUAUCUGGAAGCACCUUUUGUACUGGUUCAUCUCUGUGUGUCCAAUACAGAGGUGGAGCCGGGACGUGUUUAGUCUUAGCACAAGGACUGGAAGCAGCAGGGGAAACUUCCAGCAAACCUAAGAUAAUGAACUGUGCUGUCUUAUGCUUGUGCAAUGCUAACUCACUAUCUGUUAGUGUUGCUAGUUUUUAGAUGCUUUGAAUUAAUUCCAAAACUACUUUUGUGGUUCUUAAAAGAUCAGUUAUUUUCACACACCAGGGGUCAGGACAGAGAGGCAAACAUUAUUAAAACAGGUCGACUCUGCUAGUUUCUAGCACUAUAUUUUUAUUGUGAGCCUCAGUUUCACAGUUCACAGUGAUCGUUAUUGAUCACGGGCCUUGAUGCCAUUCCUCAGUUAAUCAUCCGUCUCAAAUAAGCUGUUUUAGCUCCUCCCCCAUUCAAUGUAACUUUCCUCUGAUUGGCUGCCCCUGACUUUGGAUGCUUUUAAAUAAUUAAUAUGCGUUACUAUUAACAUGAAAAGGAAACAGUCAUUUCUCUACCAAGGACAGUACUCAUGGCCACUGAUGACAGUUUACAUAUUAAUAAAAAGAAACUGACCUCAAAGCUCAGUUUAGUCAGUAAUGCUAAUUUUGGUCAUUAUUCAAAUGGGAAACCUGCAGUCAGCUUAGACUGAGAAACUUGGCUGAGUGGCAAAACUGAAAAAGUACUGGGUGACAUCCACGUCUGCAGGAAAGGCUUCUUGUGAUAUUUUUCUCAGUACAGUUCUCCAUUCUGAGAGAGUAAGGCCAUAAGACUCAAAUGUUGUUAUUUUCAGUGUAGCAGAAACUGUGAAACAGUUGUCUGUGCAUCUCUGAGUACAUCAAACAGGAGCUUCGCAUAAACAUGUGCACGUAGCUGCACUGUCUGAGCUUGUGAGAUGCAUCUCUGCCUCUGCUGUCAUUUCGCUCCGGGGUCUGACUAUGAGAUCUGACUCAUUCCUAUAUAUAAUAUCAAAUGUUUGUGCUGCCUUUUGAUAUUCCCGUGAAAGUAAUGUCACAUCUAAGGAACAAGAAGUCCUGUUCCAUAGCUGAGAAUCUGUUUUACAAAAUUUACCAGCGUGUUAAAGAUAAAAUAUCACAGGAACUAAUUCUUCUUUUAAGCUGAAUUAAUGUUAACUGACUGUCCUGAAAAGGAAUCAAACUAAGCAUUUUAUUCAAAAUAACCAGAAACAUGUGAGACGUGUCUCGAUCAGCCAUGUCACUGGACCUGUUAUAGUGUACCAAACUCUGAAAUUUGCAUGUUACACCCCUUUUGCCACUCAAAUUUUCACAUUUUCACUUUAGUUUCUUGGUGCUUUUUACACUGUAAGCUGCAUCCACAGAGAGCAUUUUUAAUUCUUAUGGUUCAGAAUCCAACACACAGAUGCAGGAGACAGAACCACAGGUGGUCUGAGUAAAUCCUGAACCACCGUAAACAACAUUGUUUUUGAGUGUGCCAUAGAGGAGCUUUGUGUAACCAGUGAGAACUAUAAGAGUUCGAUUCAGGAGAUGUGACUGAAACAGUUUUACUGGUACCACUACACCGGCACCCCUUUUAGCACAUUAAUAUAAAAAACCUGAUGUGUUCAGAUUUCUUCCACAUGGUCAAACGUUUAUAAUCUUACACUAACAUCAUUGAGAAAGGCAUGUGUAGUUUACUAGUUUAGCCCCCAUCGUCGGAUUUUGAGUGAUUGCUUUUAUUAUUAUAAAAAUAUUAUUAAUUAAAGAAUGAAUAUUUGAGGUUUGAUACUUGUAUCCACCUGUGAAAGAAGUUUUAUGCUGCAUGAUUGUAACAUAGUUCUAAUAUUCAUUUUAAACACUAUACUUUGGAACUAUUAUGGUUACUCAUAAUAAACAUUUUAGGAUGAAAACUUUUAAAACCACACGUUAAACGUAUCCAAGUAGCCUUUCUAAUAAUUACAGCUUUUGCCCCAUAACAAAUCAGCCUGUUUAAAAAUCACAUCUCUCUCUGAACAUUAUGGCAGUCAUACUGGCGCAUCAUUGCAAUGACCAGCAGUGACCAGUACAACAUCUGUUUGUACAUAUUUGUGCUAUUCUUGCUACUUUUAAACAAACACUAUUUUUGCCUGAACAAAAUCGCGGCUAAAAUGGUGAAAGCAGGUGUAGUUGUGUACAAAUGAAACUAUAGCAGGACAUUAGAGACACAGUUCGGUGGAGCUAUACUAAUUACUUGCAUGUAUUUCUGUGUUCAUAGUUCCCAAACAGUCCGGAUUAUUAACACUGAGCAGGGCAGGGAACAUGAAAAUCCUAGUGUUGGACUGAUUUUAUGGGAAUCCUCGUUUCCCCACGUUGCUGAUCCACAGUGGGAGCUAAACUGGAAUUUUCCUCACCUUGUGCUAAGCUAGCCUUUAUAUUUAAUACUCUUAAAGACCUCAGAUAUGUAUUUUCUCAGCACACCAACAGGAUUUCUAAAUGUUGGACUGUUCCUUUACCUGGCAGGAAAGCAGACUUGCUUCGCCGUUGUACAUUUGAAAUGCCUUUCCUUCCAUUUUACUUGACAAUUUAUAAUCUGAAAAUAAGUGAGCUUAAAAACUUUACGAAGCACAAACACUGGAACACGUUAGACGAGCUCAUGUUAUGUACACGUCAGCUUGUAUUUAGUUUCACUGUAUAAAGCUUUUCAUCAUGCUGUGUUUUUGAAACGUCACCAUGCCUCACUGUUAGCUGUAUUCAGCUUUAGCAAUAUCAGAAACAGCUGCACUUUGUACGUGGGCAGUAGAAACUCAAAGAAAUAACUCAGCAGUUUAUUGAUGCCAAUAAAUUCUUUUAUCAGCAAAUUCACGAUCUUAUCAUUCCACUGCUGUAUGUACAUUUUCAAGUUAACUGAAUUAACUUGAACACAAGAUGCUUUCAGUUGUAUUUUCUCAACAUGAAUGACACUCACAAACUAUGAAUUAAUAAAAAAUAUAUAUAUUGCACUCCAAA
Oreochromis niloticus (Nile tilapia) is the source of this 5727-nucleotide messenger RNA. RefSeq names its product DIRAS family, GTP-binding RAS-like 1a (gene diras1a). The record is from RefSeq and is a predicted model, not a curated record. The transcript is spliced from 4 exons. Gene Ontology annotation, biological process: signal transduction. Lineage: Eukaryota; Metazoa; Chordata; Actinopteri; Cichliformes; Cichlidae. Bases 368 to 967 code for a protein of 199 amino acids. Gene Ontology annotation, cellular component: membrane. Gene Ontology annotation, molecular function: GTPase activity; GTP binding.